Messenger RNA from Biomphalaria glabrata, 2270 nucleotides. RefSeq names its product angiopoietin-2-like. Bases 45 to 2126 code for a protein of 693 amino acids. Lineage: Eukaryota; Metazoa; Mollusca; Gastropoda; Planorbidae. The transcript is spliced from 6 exons. The record is from RefSeq and is a predicted model, not a curated record.
AUCUAUAAAGAGACGAGUUUCUCUCCCUUGCCAAUUGUUGAGAAAUGGCUUUCCUACUGAGUCUUCUUCUUUGCGUUUAUUUAGCUCCAUUAGCUCUUUCAGAUCUUAUCAUUAAUGUCCAGCCAGAGGUCAUAUUGCCAGUGUUCACGUCACAACUUGUGAUCAACUGUUCUGUAACUAACAACCAAGUUCCAAACAUUGAUGUCAUCAAAUCUGUGUCACUGUCACGUUAUAACGAAACGAUCAAAGACUUUUAUGUUCUUCUGUCACUGGACACUCACACUUUCAAUCUCCAACAAUUUGUUCAGUUCAGACAUGCGCAAGUCAGUUUUGGAAAUCUGUUCCUGUCCUUGACUGUCUACAAUCCUAUUCAGUCGGACGCUCAAGCUUAUAGAUGUAAUGUUGAUGGAGAUAACUCUAUUCAGAAAAAUGUUUCCAUGAAAGACAAGAAAGAAGUGAGAUAUGAGCCAAAUGUCUCAGCAUUGAUUGAAAAAAUCACACGAUUAAUGAUUUCCAAAGAAAUAGAACAAUGUUCUUCGAUGAAUGUAGGGAUUUCUGGAUACAAUAAUAUAAGAUCAAAACUUCGUUUCGUUGCAAGUUCUGAAAUUGUAAAAGAACUCAUAGAACCUUUGACAGUCAAAUGUUCUUUUCCGGCUUCAAACGAUAGUUCUUAUCAAGAUUCAGUUCUUCAAUUCAUGUACAUACUUCACGAGACCACUGAAGUUAUUGCAACUAUAUCUAGAGAUCAACCUGUUACUAAAUCUGGACAAAACCUGAGCUCCAAUACAAUACAAGGCGAACUCUAUCACAACUUGUCUAAAGAUUCCUAUCUUCAAGUCACAUGGCAAAAUGUGAAAUUGUUUGACUCUGGAAAAUAUUUUUGCGGUGCCCAUGUCAACUAUGUACUCGGACAAAAAGACAGAUUUCAGGAGCAGUUAGUCAUUUCUGUACAAAGACCAACUUUUGAUGAUUUGGUCAAAGUUGUUCAUGAUUUGCAGAGAGACGUUGGUAAAGAAAAACAGAGGCGAGAGAUUAGCGAACGAAACAUAAUGAAUAUUCAUGAGCAAAACAUCGAAAUUGUUAAAGAAGAAAUGAAAAUUAAUCAACAAAACAUCAAAAAUGUUAAAGAAGAUGUGAAAAUCAAUCAACAAAACAUCAACAAUGUGAAAGAAGAUGUAAAAAUCAAUCAACAAAACAUCAAAAAUGUUAAAGAAGAUGUGAAAAUCAAUCAACAAAACAUCGAAAAAAAAAAAGAAGAUGUCAAAAUCAAUCAACAAAAGAUCGAAAAUAUUAAAGAAGACCUAAAAAUCAAUCAACCAAAAUUCGAAAAUGUUAGAAAAGAACUGAAAAUCAAUCAAGAUAACAUUGAAAAUAUUAGGGAAGAAGUAAAAAUCAAUCAACAAAACCUUACCCGCUUGAAAGAGACAAUAGAUUUAUUACAAUAUAAUCUUUCCAAUUAUGAAGGAAAAACAAAUUACACAUCUCUAUUACAAGAAAUCCAGAAUACUUUAAUACCGGAGUCAUGUCGUGGCAUCAUCCAUAAGAAAGAACGCGUGGAGGUGACAUUAGCUUCCGGGUUAAAGGUCAUGUGUGACACAAAGACAGACGGCGUUGGAUGGAUCAUCUUUCAGAGAAGAAUCAACGGAAAUGUAAAUUUCUAUAGAGGCUGGAAGGAGUAUCGUGACGGCUUUGGAGAUUACAACAUUGGUGAAUUUUAUUUGGGAAAUGAAAAUAUUUUUAGUUUAACUUCUACUGGACAAUAUGAUUUGAGAAUUGAUUUAGAAUUUAACAACAAAAAAUAUUUUGCGCAAUACGAAAACUUUAAAGUAUUGAGUGAGACUAAGAAAUAUAAACUGAAGAUAGGAGACUAUUCAGGAAAUGCUGGAGAUGAUUUAUCAGUUCAUAACGACAUGUUCUUUACGACUUUUGAUAGAGAUAACGAUGUAGAGAGUGACUUAAACUGUGCAGAAUAUUGUUCAGGUGCCUGGUGGUAUAUAAACUGUCAUUAUUCUAGUCUAAAUGGUCUAUGGGGACGUACAUCACUUAAGGGAAUGAACUGGCAUCAAUUAACUGGAUACACUAACAGUGUUUCUUUUAGCGAGAUGAAAAUAAGAGAAAGAAAAUAAAACGAACAUUUGGAACAACAGUCAUACCCCAGAGAAUAAAAGAGACGCCCCUCCCUUUCCAAUUAAAAAAAUACAUUAAGAGAUACUAAAAUGAAUUUUGUGAAAAAAAAAAGAAUUUAAAAUAAAGCAAUUCUUAGUUUUGAA